UGUGAUGAUCGGUGAGAUUUAUUUUUGGAAUUACGGCGCAUAGGCUAUUCAAUUAAAAUCUAUUCAGUAUAGCACCGAUCGCCGCGACACAUCCACGUUCGACUUAGUACUUGAGUAGAAUAAAUCUCUGUAGAUUUCAUCUUAAAUCUCCAAAACUGAAAUGGAUAUACAACACGUAUCUUCCGGAAGCAUGAUGGCACCCACUCUAGACACCCCAUCAAAAUAUGGACGCGAUCAAAAAUAUGUAUACAAAAAAUCAUCGUAUCAAUCAUCAUAUUCGAAUACUGAUGGAAAUAUCGGAAAUAGUUUUAGUUCUAAUACUGAACAAAACGUCAAUCAAUUGGAUGCUUUAUUAGAAGACUUAAAAAAUGAACGUGAGCAAACCAGAGAAAAGGAUAUUCACACUUCAAGCACCACCUAUAAAACAAUAGAACCAACAGGAACAGUUACAAAAACAACACGCAUAGUAAAAUCUCAUCAAUUGCCAAUCGAAGUGGAAAACGUAACGGCAUACAGUUCUUAUAGCUCAUCUGAUGAUCCUAAUUCAACAAUGAAGGACAUAAUGCGAAACGAUAUUUCUUAUAAAUCAAAUAAAUCUCUUUCUAAAAAUGUCAACACAUCAACUGUUUUUGAUACCACUAGUUCAUCUCAUUCUGAAAACAAUGUACUUGUACCAAUGUUAUUGGAAAAUGAUUCGAAAAGUCUACAUCUUUCCGAUGAUAUCUUGCCUAUACCUGGAACAAAGGUGACUACAACAGUUCGUACCUACACCUACGAAAUUCCAGCUGAUAAUAAUACAAUAAAUAACAGAACUGUAUUGUAUAAAAAUAACGUUCACAAUUCUUCAAGAAAUGAAUUCAUAUCUGAACCAAAUUUGCCACAAACAGUGGUUUAUAGUUCGGAAAGUUACAAUAAUUCAUCAAAUGGUCCUAACAAUCCAAAUAUAGACCGCCAGGUAGGAGUUAACUCCACCAAUCGUAUUUAUGAGAUUAAUGAAUCCCAAGACUAUCGUACACAAAGAAAUGAACACCUUGUUUCGCAGCCAAUUCAACCGACAUCAAAAACUAUUGUUUACAAUAUAAACAAAACCGAACAUAAUACUAGCACUAUUCAAGGACCUCCUUUCUCUCCAAAUAACGUUCCUUCUCAUACGCUUUUACCACAACGACCACAACAAUCACCGCAUUAUCCGAAUGGCUCGACAAACAACUAUUACUACCGAGAAUCAACUAACACCGUAAAUACAAUUAACGGCUCGCCUGGGGAUAAUUUGCAUCCAAACGUCACCAUUGAGUACCCCAGAGACAACUAUGGUCCAAAAGACAAUUAUGUUCCACAAAAUACUUCUGUUACCUAUGAUUAUUCAUCGUCUACUAUAAAUUCUCGCCGCGGCCCUAACUAUGAUUCUCCAACAUCACAACCGCCUCCCUUUCCUGUGGAUGGUGUUGUAUAUCCUGAUACGACUGGACGUCCUCCAGCACAACUUAACGAACUCUUGGAUUCAUUUGGCGAGGAUAACGUUGAUAGCAAACUCGUGGAUACCAGUCAUCGUCCAAAAAGAGAAAUUGAAACAGCUCUAGCCACAACAAACCAGCAAACUAUACCGAGCGUGAACAAAGCAGGACCAGCCGUAUAUUAUCCACCAGGACAUGACAUGCUAACUAAAAAAGAAGAGAGUAUGUCUGGUGGUUAUGCUGCUUCCGGAAAAUAUGCAAAAGCAUCAGGAAUGUACGAAUACGAAUCUGGAUAUAAAUCGAAGAGCUCAAGUAAAUCAGGUGCAGCUGUUGUCCCAGUGUGUUUGCCUCUUUGCUGUGCAAUGCCUUGCAGCAUUAUGUGAUUUGGUUCUUCUUAUUUACACAAUACAUAAGAUUGAUAUUUUUAUUAUUUUUAUAUUUGUAUGAUUUUAUAAAGUAUCUACAUUUUAUAUGCUCUUAAUCUGCUUAUUUUUUGUUGCGAACUGAUUAAUAAAGGGAAAUUUAAGAUUUUGUUUUGAUGCCAUGUGUCGUAGCUCAUUACGACUUCAUAGAUUUUAAAUUUUUGUUAUAACUAUUUUAAAUUUCAUGGCUGCUAAUUAAUUAACAACUAUAUUAAAUUAUAUACAAGAAUGUGUGCAUCUUUUGCGAACUUCAAUUUACAAUUUAUAUUAAUGUCGUUAUUAUUAUUUUUGAAUUUAAUGUUUAUUUUUCAAGCGCUAUAAUUGUAAAAUAAAAAAAAAACACAUAAAUUAAAAUAAAAAGUAAAACUAGACUGCUAACUUAGUUUAAGAAUGAAUUUCUUAUUAAAAUGUAUGUAUCAACUUCAAUUUUGAUUCAAUAAACAAACCUACCUUCAAAGUCCAGUU
Messenger RNA from Eupeodes corollae, 2341 nucleotides. RefSeq names its product GATA zinc finger domain-containing protein 14. The record is from RefSeq and is a predicted model, not a curated record. Lineage: Eukaryota; Metazoa; Arthropoda; Insecta; Diptera; Syrphidae. The transcript is spliced from 8 exons. Bases 161 to 1837 code for a protein of 558 amino acids.